AUGGCCGUCAGCUCGCCGCUUUCUAUUCUUCCAUUUCGCGAAACCCCAAGCCCUUAUGCUGGGUCGGACCUGAUGUCGCUCGAAGCACCAUCCGCCCCGGAAAGUGUAGGGUGUUCGAGGUAUUCUGCCCCUGAUCUUGAUGCUGGAGCGAUCAGCGCGGUGGAUAUGGAUACAUUGUCGGAGACCCCCGCUUUGGCCCCGGCUAUCGGGGAUCCUAAUCAACUUCACGGGGUCGAUAAAAACAGCGGGGACGUGAUAGCAGCAACAGCGAACACUCCUAUCGCUCACGGCCCGGGACUGAAGCCCAACCAUUCCAGAUCAGACGAGGACGAACCACCGCAGUCGGUGAUACAUGCGCCACCUGGAUUCAGAGACUUUGUGAGGGUUUCCCUCACCAUCUCCCCAGAAGAGACGGGCACAGGGCAUACAUCGGACGAGGAGGGUUGCGACGAUGAAGCAUCGUCGUCAUCUUCGAUCUCAGAUCACGUCGAGCCUUUGCAUAUUCCAAAGAGCACCAGCGGAAUCGGUAAUAGUCCCGUGUCGCCACCUCCGUUGACCACCACCGUCGCGCCUGUAUGGUCAGAUAGAGCGACUCCUCGUGCCCAGACACGAAACGACGAAUUCGACGAAAUCGGACGACGCUCCCAUUCAAGCAGUCUAGAAGUAAAAUACCCGCGCGAGGGUAGAGCCAAAUCUAGCAUCUCUCAUACUUACAUUUUUCUAGGGACUUUUGGUAAUAAAGAAUCUGAAAUCAACGUUCUACGAGCGGCUCUCACCGAAUGCUGGACAUUAUGCAACACGCUCGCGAACUUGAGUUAUAUUAAUCGAAAGCGGUUGUUUGAAUCCUACCAAGAUAAUAUGCAGGAAGAUGCCUGGAGAUCUUGCUGGAAAUUGUGUCAAAAGCUUUAUGAUACCCAUGACGACGAAUAUGCAUCUCAAGUUAAUCCAACCCUUGAUCUCUGCCGAGACUUCUGCCAAGCGCUGUUUGAGGUUCGAGUUUCCGAGAAUGACCUGGCCGAUUCGGUCUUGCGAGUCAGCUUUGAGCUGAAUAAUCAUCUUUAUAAUACGCAUGACCGCAACCUUCCUGACGCCUUUCGGGAACGAACGCUUGACUUCUAUAUCACGCUGUGCCACCGACUAAUGAAGCAGCGAACUCGCUUGACCGAGACAGACUCUCUCCUGAGCGCUUGUUGGACAUUGGCUGAAAUGCUGUUCAGUAUCCGCCAGAGUAAACGAGAAGGGAAAACUUUGGACGAGGAUUUGCUCGGCUCCGCGGUUCAAGCAUGCUGGGAGCUCUGUGAUAUUUUCCGCGAGGGAUGGACCAUGCACAGCAUGCGCAAUUCAGACCGUGGCACGCCACGCCCUAGCCAAACCACAUUUGCGCAAGUAUUUCAACAAGUAGCGCAGCAGUCGGAGAUCGAUCUUCUGGAUGAUGUAUCUGUUCAAAUGGGAAAUCCAGAAACGCCCACGACUAUCUUUGAGGACACAGCCACCAUUUCGCCCGAUGAAGCCCCGAUUCCAAACAUUCUUGUUCUCGGUCACGGAAAUGGCCAUGCUUCUCAUUCGGGUUGGCCAUCCAGUGCAUCGAGCAUCUCGGAGAAGUCUCGAUCAUCUGGUCAAACAGCUUCCUCGGCGAACACGGUGACCACGAUCUCGGAGGAUCCUAAUUUUACCAGACUCAAGGUUCUCAUCACCAAGGCGGCUAUAAAUAGCGGUUAUCAACAAGACGGCACUCAGAACAUGUCGUCCUUUGUCAAAUCUUUGUCUUCAGACUCAUUCGGAUCGGCGCCCUGGCAGACUUCACUGUUGAAGAAUUACCGAAAGCUGGUGGCUUAUGAUCCUGCUUUCAGAAAUUGUGGCUUACAGGCCCGUGUCAGUGCCGUUGAAGUGGGCCGGGCUUGUCAGGCGAUGCUUCAGAAUGGGCAGUACUCUUGGCUACGGGAUCUAUAUCGACUGGUCUUUGGGUUCCACAUAGAGGAGGCAAUGACCAGGAAAGGGGUGACCAUUCAGACAUAG
Messenger RNA from Penicillium manginii, 2016 nucleotides. RefSeq lists its product as uncharacterized. The transcript has 6 exons. The record is from RefSeq and is a predicted model, not a curated record. Lineage: Eukaryota; Fungi; Ascomycota; Eurotiomycetes; Eurotiales; Aspergillaceae. The coding region runs from base 1 to 2016 and encodes 671 amino acids.